CGGGGCGCGGGAGGCGGCGCCGCUGGAGCCAGCGCGGGACGUGGGAUUCCGGGCAGGUGCAAUGGCAGAGAAGGUGCUGGUAACAGGCGGGGCUGGCUACAUCGGCAGCCACACGGUGCUAGAGCUGCUGGAGGCAGGCUACUCGCCCGUGGUCAUCGACAACUUCCAUAACGCCGUCCGUGGUGGGGGCUCCAUGCCUGAGAGCCUGUGGCGGGUACAGGAGCUGACAGGCCGCUCUGUGGAGUUUGAGGAGAUGGACAUCUUGGACCAGGCAGCCCUACAGCAUCUCUUCAAGAAGCACAGCUUUAUGGCGGUCAUCCACUUUGCAGGACUCAAGGCUGUGGGCGAGUCAGUGCAGAAGCCUCUGGAUUAUUAUAGAGUUAACCUGACAGGGACUAUCCAGCUUCUGGAGACCAUGGGGGCCCAUGGGGUGAAGAACCUGGUGUUCAGCAGCUCGGCCACCGUGUACGGGAACCCCCAGUACCUGCCUCUGGAUGAGGCCCACCCCACGGGUGCCUGUACCAACCCCUAUGGCAAAUCCAAGUUCUUCAUCGAGGAAAUGGUCCAGGACCUGUGUCGAGCAGACAAAGCUUGGAAUGCAGUGCUGCUGCGGUAUUUCAACCCCACAGGUGCCCACGCCUCUGGCCGCAUCGGUGAGGAUCCCCAGGGCACCCCCAACAACCUCAUGCCCUAUGUAUCCCAGGUUGCUAUUGGGCGACGGGAAACCCUGAAUGUCUUUGGCAAUGACUAUGAAACAGAGGAUGGCACAGGCGUCCGAGAUUACAUCCAUGUCGUGGAUCUGGCCAAGGGCCACAUCGCAGCCUUGAGGAAGCUGAAGGAGCAGUGUGGCUGUCGGAUCUACAACCUAGGCACAGGCACAGGCUAUUCGGUGCUGCAGAUGGUCCGGGCCAUGGAGAAGGCCUCUGGGAAGAAGAUCCCCUACAAGGUGGUAGCACGGCGGGAAGGCGAUGUGGCUGCCUGUUAUGCCAACUCCAGCCUGGCCCACAAGGAGCUGGGCUGGACAGCAGCCUUAGGGCUGGACAGGAUGUGUGAAGAUCUAUGGCGCUGGCAAAAGCAGAAUCCUUCAGGCUUUGGUGCGCAGGCCUGAGGAGCCUCCCCUACCAUGGACCAGAAAAGGAAGAGAAGCAACUGCCUGCUCUCCAGCCUCUGGCAGGAACCCAGGGCCCCAGAGCCAAGCCAAGGCCUCCCCUACCUCAAAUGCCAACUGGCCCACUCAGCCCACCAGGCCUGAGGCCAAGGGCUCCACUGACCAGGAGUCAGGGGUCUCUAACUCAUCUCCCACAGGGUCCAAGAACUCAUCAGGACCACCAAGAGUGAGUGAGGGAGGCAGGGCUCUGGGACAAAACAAAACACCCGCCUCCCAGGCACUAAUUUAUACUGCUAUGAAGGAGCUUUCCAAAGUAGCUAAAAUAAAGUUUUCUUA
This is a messenger RNA of Cynocephalus volans (Philippine flying lemur), 1444 nucleotides long. RefSeq names its product UDP-galactose-4-epimerase (gene GALE). Gene Ontology annotation, molecular function: UDP-glucose 4-epimerase activity. The transcript has 11 exons. The record is from RefSeq and is a predicted model, not a curated record. Gene Ontology annotation, biological process: beta-D-galactose catabolic process via UDP-galactose, Leloir pathway. NCBI's taxonomy places the organism in Eukaryota, Metazoa, Chordata, Mammalia, Dermoptera, Cynocephalidae. Gene Ontology annotation, cellular component: cytosol. The coding region runs from base 62 to 1108 and encodes 348 amino acids.